Molecule: messenger RNA, 2804 nt
Organism: Prosopis cineraria
Lineage: Eukaryota; Viridiplantae; Streptophyta; Magnoliopsida; Fabales; Fabaceae
Product: E3 UFM1-protein ligase 1 homolog
Exons: 20
Coding region: 173-2608 (811 amino acids)
Biological process (GO): regulation of proteasomal ubiquitin-dependent protein catabolic process; response to endoplasmic reticulum stress; protein K69-linked ufmylation
Cellular component (GO): endoplasmic reticulum membrane
Molecular function (GO): UFM1 ligase activity
Source: RefSeq, a predicted model, not a curated record
UUACUUCAACUGGCCCGGCGAUGGCUUCACUUGACUUCCAUGGGGUAGCACACGUUUCUUGUUCUUAGGACAAAGAAAUAAACCGAACACAUUUUUUCUUGCUGUCGAGACGCCACAUCAGAUUGAAGGCUCGGGAAAGCGAAAUCUCUGACCAAAAUUCGUGCUCUCGAUCAUGGAUGAUGAAUUGCUUGAGUUGCAGAGACUAUUCGAGUUCGCACAGCAGGAAAAGUCGAAUAUUCGAUUAUCGGAACGAAAUGUUGUUGAAUUGGUUCAGAAAUUGCAGGAGCUUCGUAUCAUAGAUUUCGACCUCCUUCACACUGUCUCUGGCAAAGAGUACAUCACUCCCGAACAACUGAGGAAUGAGAUGGUGGCUGAAAUUAAGAAGCUAGGGCGUGUUUCUCUGAUUGAUCUCGCUGACGCUACCGGAGUCGAUUUAUACCAUGUUGAGAAGCAGGCUCAACAAGUUAUAAAAGAUCAUCCAGAGAUGAUGUUGGUUCAAGGGGAAAUUAUGUCAGAAUUUUAUUGGGAUUCGAUAGCUGAAGAAAUUAAUGAGAGGCUUCAGGAAUGCAGUCAGAUUGCACUUACAGAACUUGCUGCACAAUUAAAUGUUGGUCUAGAAUUGAUUGCCUGCAUGUUGGAGCCUCGUCUUGGAAUGAUGGUGAAGGGCAGGCUUGAAGGUGGGCAGUUGUAUACUCCUGCAUAUGUAGCUCGUGUUGGUGCCAUGGUUCGAGGUGCUGCCAGGGGCAUCACUGUUCCAACAAAUUUGUCAUUUUUAUGGAGCUUGUUACAGCAAUUACUGCAAGAAAUGGAUGGAACCAGCAGUGUGGUUGUUGAAGGAGCUUUCUUCCAGGCACUUUUUAAUGGGCUUGUGAAGGAAAGUGAGAUUCUAGGAUCACUUCGUGCUGGAAUACAUUGGACACCUGCGGUCUUUGCCAUUGCUCAAAAGGAAUCUGUGGAUACAUUCUUUUCACAGAAUUCUUUUAUUAGCUAUGACGUUCUACAGAAACUUGGAAUUCCCCAGCCCAUUCAAUUCUUGCAGUCCAGAUAUCCUGAAGGUAUACCUCUAGUUACGGUGUUUGUCCGCCCAUCAAUGAUUGAAAUGCUGGAUGCUGCUACUGAGGAUGCUCUUGACCGUGGUAGUUGGAGUGAUGCUCUUUCCUUAUUGCCUUCAUCCUUCACCCCUCAAGAUGCAUCUAAAAUGUUGACCUUCUGCCAAUCAGUUCAAUCUGCUCUUAAGUCUAACAAAGCACGCGUUUUUGGGGAUUUUUAUGUUUUGAGCAACAGCUUUAUGAAGGGCAUCUGUGAGCACUUGGUGAAAGAAUUGGAAACAUUAGGUGUUACAGGGUCCUCUGGCAUCAAAAUGUUUAGUGAUUCGCAAGUAACGAAUGAAGUAAAAGUUGGGCAAGACUUGAUUCGAUCAAAUGAAACUGCAACAGAUGGUGGUGUCAUUAAACAUGUUGAUAGAGGAUCAAAGAAGAAAAAGGGAAAGGCUACUGGGAACGAUGUGUCUGACAGUGCUGCAGAUGUUCCAGAACAGACUUCCACAAAAUCCAAAAGAAGCCAGAGAAGGGGCAAGGAUACAUCCUCCUCACAAAUGUCAGAUUCAAAAAUAGGUUCGAGGAAAACGAAGGAUGAUAACCUCAGCAGUCCUUCAGAUGGGUGGAUUAUGCAGAAGAUUAUGACUUUCGUUCCUGAUUUUGAAGAACAAUCUAUGGAUGAGCCUGAAACAAUUCUGAGGCCUUUGGCUAAUCAUUUAAGGCCUACAAUAAUGGCUUCCUGGAUGGAGAAGAAGAAAGCAUUGUUUACAGAAAAUACAGAAAGAAUGAAAUCUUUGCUUGAUAAUUUGCAAAAGAAACUUGAUGAGUCUUUCUUAAACAUGCAGCUUUAUGAAAAAGCUGUAGAGUUGUUUGAAGAUGACCAAUCAACCUCUGUUGUUUUGCACAGGCAUUUAUUGAGAACUGUAGCUGCCCCUAUGGUCGAUUUGCUUCUUCGUAAGUUGGAUGAGCACAACAAGUUAAAGAAUGGGCUUAAAGUGGAGGAAGCUUCAAAUUCAGAACUACUUAUCCUUAGUCCUGGAGACAGAACUGCAAUUUGGAAGAGUUUACCGGGAGCACUUUGUAAAAAAGCUCUUGGUGUUGUUGAAACAUUGGAAGGAAAGCGGGUGGAAACGUUUAUGGAUGCUUUUAGAGAGGUAGCAGAAGAGAGUGGAUUGUCUUUGAAAAAGCUUGACAAGAAACUAGAAAGAACACUUUUACACUCUUAUCGUAAGGAACUGACAUCUCAAAUUUCUAUUGAGACUGAUCCAAUAUCACUUCUGGCAAAAGUUGUGUCUUUACUUUACGUGCAGGUUUACCACAAAGCUCUUCAAGCCCCUGGAAGGGCCAUUUCUGUCGCCAUCUCCCAACUGAAGGACAAGUUAGAUGAGUCGUCAUUCAAGAUUUUAACUGAUUAUCAGAGCGCUACGGUGACUCUUCUGGCAUUAUUAGCAGCUGCAACUGGCGAUGAAGAGGAUUGUACAUCUGAUAGAAUAUUGAGCAAAAGGGAGCUUCUCGAGAGCCAAAUGCCUACUCUGAAAAGCUUGGUUUUGAGAACCUCGCAAUCUUCUUAGAGCUUUUGGAAAAAGCAUAAGCAGACAUCCCUAACAAGCCUCAGGGCAAGGGCGUGUUACUUUGAUUUACCUUACAUGUGUUGAAAUCAAAGAAAUAUUAUUAACUGUUAACUAGUUUGUUCGUGAUAACUUGUCCAUGUGAAAAACUUUGGUAUAAGAUUUAUUAAUCGUUUUCAACAAGCACGAUAAUUCUGAA